AUGGAAUGGUCCUUUUUUCGAUAUAUUUGUUUGUAUUAGUUCAGGCUUUCAGGCUGUUACACAGUGCUUAUAGCACGGGGGAAGCUCUUCUUCAGCCUGCCUCGGUUUCUGGGUGAAAAUAGCUCUGUGUCCCCCGCAAUGCGAUUCUUUUCGUAAUCCGUCAGACUGGUGAUGGGGUGCAUUGUGGAUUUAUGGGGGGAAAUUAGCAUAAAUUAUGAGCAAAUCUGCGUGUGUGUGGUCCCAGGCAUUGCAAACCCUCCAAGCGGAAAGGUGGCCCUGGCCAAAAGCUUGAAUAGCAAUAGCUCAAAAUAGGCUUCCCAUUUGGUUUUCACAUUCAUAUAAUUGACUUAUGGAUAUUUUAUACAGUUUUCACCACACCAUCCUCAAGGGUUUAUUUGCAUUUCUGAAGUACUUUUGGAUCUUCUUUACAUAAACACAAUAGACCUGAUUGCCUCAUGAAGUUUCAGUUUGAACAGCGUUGUUUGCAUUGUGUUGAUGUUUUCAUAUCGUCUACUUCCUCUGCGCAGCUCUGGGCCAAAUUAGCUGAGAAAAACUAAUAGUAGGCUCAUCAACAAACUUGCUCAUGGCAAAUUAUUUUGUAUGGCACUUCGUAAACAAUAUCAGGCUGUAAUUAGAGGGGAGCGAUAUGCAUUUGAAUAACAUUUUAUCUGUUAGAUUAUUGUUCACUCAAAUCCACAUCAUAAAAACGGUAAACACUUGAAAACUGCACUCAUUGCAUACACCACUGCACAAACAGUGUUUUUAAUAAAUCAAUCCUUAUAUCAAAUAUAAUACACCUGCCUUAACAACUCCACAAAUAGUUAAAAGCACAUUUUAUCACAUACUAUAAUUAAAUUACAAUAUGCCGACUUUUUUUUUCGUUUCCGUUAAAAUAUAUAUUUGUAUUGUUAUUAGCUAUACUGUUAAGUCCGCUGAAAAAGUAUUAGCGCAUACCUUCACACACUGAGUGCCAUCGCAGUUCAAUUCCGGUUGCCGAGCCUUUUCACCCCUUUUUCUGUCUUCAAAUGGAAAUGAUUUCCAUUGGCCCAAGGUGUCCAUGUAAAUAGGUGUAAAUGAAACCAGAUUAUGCCUUCCUCCCAGCCCCCUCCUCCCAUGGCAAUUGUCAUGUGAUAGCAAAGAGGUGGCACAUUAAUGGAGCGCCUCUACAGGGGUCUUUUCUGCUCAUGUCACUACAUAAAACUAUCAGAUGGUUAGAGGAAGGCCAUGGAGGCAUCCACUUAGCUCGUCUUAUCAAGGACGCCAGAUGAAGUCUAUUCAGCUCUGCUAGCGGGACAAGCUGACUUACUUUGCAAGCAAGACUUACAGCAGCCUUCCCUCCAUAAAUGUGCAACGUCCGCCCGCCUGCAAACUGCAGAGGCGCUCAACCUGCCUGUUUUACGCACAACGCAACUCCAGCCUGAGCGGCAUUGCAACUUUUCUCCGUGGUUGUUUUCAUGAAGAGCGGGAAGCUUUCGUCAAGGAACUAAGGGAGACUACUUUUUUUAAUUGCUUUUUUUGAAAAUAUCGAGGAUGCCUCGCCCUGGAAGAAACACGUACAGCGACCAGAAGCCACCUUACUCCUACAUCUCCCUCACAGCCAUGGCCAUCCAGAGCUGCCCGGAGAAAAUGCUGCCUCUCAGUGAAAUUUACAAGUUCAUCAUGGAUCGAUUCCCUUAUUAUAGGGAAAACACUCAGCGGUGGCAAAACUCUCUGCGACACAACCUGUCCUUCAACGAUUGUUUCAUUAAAAUCCCCCGGCGCCCGGAUCAGCCAGGCAAGGGCAGUUUCUGGGCUCUGCAUCCCAGCUGCGGGGACAUGUUUGAGAAUGGAAGUUUCUUGAGACGCCGCAAAAGGUUCAAACUGUUGAUGUCCGCCGAACACUUGGCCCAGAGUAAGCAGUCGGAUGCUGCCCAUUACCUCCAGCAGCAAGCCAAGCUGAGGCUGAGCGCCCUGGCAGCCUCUGGCACACACCUGCCCCAGAUGUCAUCUUACAACCUCGGAGUGUCUCAGUCCUCAACUUUUAAGCAUCCAUUCGCCAUCGAGAAUAUCAUCGCCAGAGAGUACAAGGUCCCGGGAAGCCUGGCGUUCUCCACCAUGCAGUCCAUGUCUGCCGGGUACCCGCUGCACAACCAGCUGACGACAGCCUGGCCCCACAUGUACAACACCAGCAUGAUUGACACGGUGGCACCGAUCUCCAUGGCGAGCGGCGACUAUAGUGCCUAUGGCAUGCCCCUCAAGUCCCUGUGUCACGGCGGACAGAUUCCUUUGCCCAUCAAGCCCACCCCGACCUCCAUGGCCGGCUUCUCGGCGUUACCUCCACACAUCCCCGCGUUUCUAUCAAACUCUCCGCAAUCUCUGAGCCCCACGUCCCCUCAGACAGCGACGAGCCAAAGCAGCCCUGCGACCCCGAGCGAGACGCUGACGAACCCCUCCACACUGCAGUCUGUGGCGGUGCACUGACCAGCGGGACUCUCCCAGUAGAACCAGCUGCUGGCCGGCUCGCAGGCCGCUUUACCAAUCCCAAAGUUUAUAUUUUCUGUCGUCGGAAACUAUCAAGGCGAGUUGCAGUUGCAUCUCGAAUUAUUUGUGUAUGUGUUGAAUGUGUCGCUUUAAAUUGUGUCAUAGAAGUCCAGCACAGGAUCGCACAGCGAAGUAUUGCUCUUGAAAAUAUAAAUUAUUUGAUAGUUCUAUUUUUCAGUUUAUUGUGAAAUGUGAGUGUUGAAAGUGGAGUUGUUUUGGCACCAUCAACUCUCAUUUUAAGUGCUUGCAAUUCCCGUGGCAGUUUUUCAGUUUUAUCAAAUAGCAACACUUUUGCACCGUUUCUGUGUGACCACUGUAAUGUCAAUGAAAUUGCGAGGCAAUGCCUGGGUUUUUUUUGUUUGCUUUUUAAUACUGGAAUGAUGGAUAAGGGUAUACCAAAUAGGAAUAGGAUUUAGAUUUGUUCUUACCAUCACUGUACAUAAAAGAAAACAAAAUGAGUUAUCAAAUCUUUUCAAAAUGGAAAAGUAGUAUGAGACUUCCUCAGAAUGCAAGAUGUGAAUAUUGCAAAUAACUGAUACUGAAAUGUUGUAAAAUGCACUUUUUAGUUUUAUGUUUUAGAUAUCUAUUUUCCAGAAAAUGUUCUGUGAAGAAUUUAAUUUAAAAGGCUGUGGUGACCAUGUGUAUCAGAUGCUGUACAUUUGUACUUUUGUUUUUUUUAGGUAAAGCAUGCAUUCUAAAAAAUUGUGUUGGUACUGUUGUUGUAAAUGUUGUUGUUUGUUUUUUGUUUGUUUAUUUUUUGCAAGCAUGCGUGCUUUCGAAAAGUGUGCAAAUCUGCAAUGAAUUGGAAAAAAAUGGUCAUCGAAAUAUUUUCUCAUUAAAAGUGAAGUAAACAAUCAAACGUGUUUCUGGAGGUUUAAUGUAAGACACUGCCACAUAUUAUUAUUAUUUGUAUUAUUACUAUUUAUAGGUCUUUUAUAUAAACAGGUGCUAUUCAAUUGGCAAUAUUUUUUUUAACUCUUAAAACUUUUGAAUUGUUAAAUCUUAAUUAAAUGACAAUAUUAAGUAAAGCAAAAAGAAUGCUUACUUGUAAAAAUUAGAUUUUAAUUGGUCCUGUUUUCAGACCUGUAUGAAUUGAGAGUGUGAGAGUGGCUCAGCAGCAGUGGGAGAGAAAUGAAUCGUGCAGUCGAUUAGGAUGCAUGGAGUUGCGAUGCCAUGGUCACAGCGCAGACAACUGGCCUCAUUCAUCACUCUGUAGGCUAAACACAAUUAAGCCCAAUAAUAAAUAAACAUUUUAAAACAUGCAAACAAUGUCCGAAUUUAUCUUGCUGCAGAUUUUUGAAAAUACGAAAAAUAAAUACGUGUCAUGUUUUUCCGACUACAAAAAUCGUGGGAAUUUUAUUCAACAGGUUAAAAAAACAGACGAAAAAAAAAAAAUGUAAACACAUUUUAUAAUAUAUUUUACAUUCCUUUAUUCGAUUUGUUUGCAGGAUUAAAAAAAAUAACGCGCUUUAUUUGCCUCCCCCUAUAGAAAGCAACAGCCUAUUUCGGGGUAUUAAACAAAUACAUUAGAAUUCCGUCACUUUAUGCAAUUGAGUAGAUCAAAUAAAGGGUCUCGGCCACUUCAUUCUCCCUCAUUCACUUGAAUUGAAAGUGCAAAGAAUAGCAAACUUAGACUGGGCCACCAAUGUAGAUUUAGCCUUUUUUCAGCAAGACAAAAAGACUGAUUUUUUCACAAACACAUUGCUGACUGGGGAA
Messenger RNA from Notothenia coriiceps (black rockcod), 4236 nucleotides. RefSeq names its product forkhead box B1a (gene foxb1a). The record is from RefSeq and is a predicted model, not a curated record. Lineage: Eukaryota; Metazoa; Chordata; Actinopteri; Perciformes; Nototheniidae. Gene Ontology annotation, molecular function: RNA polymerase II cis-regulatory region sequence-specific DNA binding; DNA-binding transcription factor activity, RNA polymerase II-specific. Gene Ontology annotation, biological process: cell differentiation; anatomical structure morphogenesis; regulation of transcription by RNA polymerase II. The transcript has a single exon. Bases 1531 to 2460 code for a protein of 309 amino acids.